AUGCAACAACAAGUCGUUUCGUUAAUGACUCUUCAUACUGAUGAUAAAAAGAUUGAUUGUUUUAGUUACAUUGUAAAACAAUGUAGUUUUUAUGUUGAAAAUUUUGGUAUUAUAGUUAAAAGAGUACUAUGCAAACCAUGGCCAUUAUUAUCAAAACAAUCAAUACGAAAGAAAAAGAAACAAAAAUCGACGAAUCCACAUACGUGCGAAACAAUCACUCCAAUCGAUGUAAUAUCACUUUUUCAAUCCAAUAAUCUACAUCAACAAUCAUUAACUGUAACGUCAAUACAAUCCAAAACAUCAAUAAAAAGAUCUAAACCACAAAUAUCAAGACAAUUAUUAGAAAGUUUAGUGACUGUUAUCGAUUCACAAAUGCCUUUAGCACAAAAUUAUAAAGAUGAUGUAUCAUUACUUGAAUCUGAAGCUGCCUUAUCAAAAGUAAAAGUGCCUAGUAUUAAUACGGAAUUUAAUAUAUGUCAAGAAAGUAAUACAAAAGUUAAUUGUAGAACUAAUCUUGAUAGAAAUGGUUUGUCUUCAAAUAUUGCUAAAGCAACAACAAAUACAAAUAUUAGUAAUAUGUUAGCUGAUGAUGAUCUGCCUGAAACUGUUUCUACUGUGAGUAAUAAAUCAUAA
Molecule: messenger RNA, 633 nt
Organism: Rotaria sp. Silwood1
Lineage: Eukaryota; Metazoa; Rotifera; Eurotatoria; Philodinida; Philodinidae
Source: the annotation of a GenBank genome assembly